AUGGUUACCGAUAAAGACACAGAUUUAAUCAAAAUCACCAAAGAUGGACAUGUAACCAAACGAAUUAUCAAAGCUGGCGUUGGCAAAAUACCAGAGAAAAACGACAUAGUUACAGUGCACUAUGAUUCAUACAUUGCAGACACAAACGUGCUGUUUGAUUCUUCACGCGGGCGUCGAUCAGAAUUCACAUUUGCCCUCAAGGGAGGCAAAGUCAUUGAAGCUUGGGAGCUGGUGAUUCCUACCAUGAAAGUAGGCGAAAAAGCAGAGAUUAUGUGUACAAGUGAUUAUGGUUAUGGUGAUGAUGGCCGUCAAUAUAUCGUACCUCCAAAGGCUACAUUGAGAUUUGAGGUGGAACUGCUUGGUUCUUGGGAGGCUGCAGGCACAGCUACAGAACGUAUUAAAGCAGCAGAAAAGAAAAAGGCCGAGGGAAACGAAUUUUUCAAACGAAAAGCAACGAAUGAAGCACUGUUUGCUUACAAGAAAGCGAGGGAAUACAUCAAAGACUUAUGGAACUGUGAGCCUGAGCAACUGGAAGAAUGUCGAUUUCUGACUGUGGCCCUUAACCUCAACAUUGCCGCAUGUUAUCUCCAACUGAAAAACUAUGAUUUUGCCAUUGAAGUCUGUAAAAGAGCAUUGGAUAGAGAUUCAUCCAGUGUCAAAGCAUACUAUAGAUUGGGACAGGCUUAUUUGGAGACAGGAGACUAUAACCAAGGCAUCCAGUUCGUAAAGAUGGGUCUUCAGUACGAAACAAAUAACGCUGCCCUGAAAUCGUUAUUAUCCACAUUGGAGGCCAAACAGCAGAAAUACAUCAAUGACAGCAAAAAGAUUUAUAAAAAGAUGUGUGAAUAG
Messenger RNA from Mucor velutinosus, 849 nucleotides. RefSeq names its product GTPase activating protein (GAP). Bases 1 to 849 code for a protein of 282 amino acids. The transcript is spliced from 6 exons. Gene Ontology annotation, molecular function: peptidyl-prolyl cis-trans isomerase activity; protein binding. NCBI's taxonomy places the organism in Eukaryota, Fungi, Mucoromycota, Mucoromycetes, Mucorales, Mucoraceae. The record is from RefSeq and is a predicted model, not a curated record.